AUGCGAUCACUAUGGUCAUGUGGGACGAGAUACUGGAAACUGUCCCGUCUCACACCUUCGGGAGCUUCAGUAUCCGAAACGUUUUCCACAACCGCUGGCGAUAAGUAUGAUGCAUUCCAACCGAAAUCCAGCCAAAUGUUGCCCCCGGGAACUUUUGCAAAUAGAACUGCUUUCAUCACGGGGAGUGGGACUGGUUUGGGGAAAUCCAUUGCACACUCGCUUGCACGUCUUGGUUCGAAUGUGUUUUUGGUCGGUAGAGAAGAGGGACUUAAACUGACCAGCGAUGAACUUGCGGAUAAUACAAAGUCCACAGCAAUUGCCUAUGCUAAUGCGGAUAUUCGUGAUGCGAAAACCAUACGUGACGCAUUGAAUGCAUGUCGUGUUCGGUUUGGUUUACCGGAUCUGAUUGUGAACAAUGUGGCCGACAAUUUUCUCUGCCCCAGCGAACGUCUCUCAACCAACGCAUUCAGUUCUGUGAUCGACUUUGUACUCAAAGGAACAGGCCUGGUCACUUUGGAAGUAGCCAAGGCUCUGAUCACUGCCAGAAGAACCCCGGAUAUCGGCUAUUCGUUCUCUCACUUUGAUGAGAAAACACCUCCACCACGAGAAUGCAGUGCAUAG
Molecule: messenger RNA, 621 nt
Organism: Echinostoma caproni
Lineage: Eukaryota; Metazoa; Platyhelminthes; Trematoda; Plagiorchiida; Echinostomatidae
Source: the annotation of a GenBank genome assembly